AUGCCACAUCACAGGCUUCCAGCGGGAGUCUGCAGGCACCGUGAGCCGUCCCUAGAGGCUAUCCCAACGGUUGGUAGCAAGGCCCUGCGGACGCCCCCAAGGGCCGAGUCUUGCACAUACGAUGUCCUCCCUUUGAAUGUGGUCUAUGAACGGAACAGAACCGGUUUUGAGGAGACCAAGGAGUUCCAAGUCGUCACUAACAUGGUCAUUGCAGCGAGGUAUCGAGUGGUGGGUUUUCUGGGAUCAGCGGCCUUCAGCAAAGCGGUCCAAGCUUGGGACAUGCGAUUCAAUCAACACGUCUGUAUGAAGAUCAUCAAGAAUGAUAAGGACUUCUUCGACCAGAGCUUGGAUGAGAUCAAACUACUCAGCCUACUGCAGUUGAACGCCCCUGAUGGGGACAUUGACAAGACCAGAUGCCUGAGGAUGAUCGAUUACUUUUAUCAUAAGGAACAUCUCAUAAUUGUCACGGAACUGCUGAGGGAUAAUCUGUAUGAAUUCUCGAAGCUUACACGAGUGAGCUCGCCACCCCAGCCCUUGUCGCCUGUCCCAGCGUUUGGGAGCCCGGUUGCUACCCCUCCGACAACGCCAUUGUUGGAGCAGGCCCCUGUGUCCCAGUACUUCACCAUUGGUCGUCUGCAGAAGAUCACGCACCAGGUCUUAACAGCCUUGGAGUACAUCCACUCUAUGGGCCUCAUGCACUGUGAUUUGAAGCCUGAGAAUAUCUUACUCCAGAGCUACACCACAGCUUCCGUGAAGGUCAUCGACUUUGGCAGUAGUUGCUUCAUCACGGACCACCUAGCUACCUAUAUUCAGAGCAGAUGCUACCGCGCUCCAGAGGUCAUCCUGGGGCUGUCCUAUGAUACAUCGAUCGACAUCUGGUCACUCGGUUGCAUAGUGGCUGAGCUUUGGACCUCAACAGUUCUGUUUCAGAACGAUUCCAUCCAGAGUCUUCUUGCUCGUGUUAUAGGGAUUAUUGGUCCUUUCCCAGAGCAUAUGAUGCGACUGGGGAAGCUCAUACCUCGCUACUUCACCCGGGAUCGCCAGAUCUACAUGGAGCAUCCACCGGUGCAUGGCAUGAGGGAUAUGAGCACUUCGAGAUCGGCAUCAUGGGAUAACCGCCAGCGCGCCUCGCCACCCUCGACGCCUCGGUUACUCCAGAUCCUCGUUCCCAAAGAGACUAGUCUACACCAACGCAUGCGCACGAACGAUGAGGCAUUCCUCGACUUCAUCACCCAGUGCCUCCAACUCGAUCCUAACUUGAGGCCUACUGCCCGAGAAGCCCUGCAGCAUCCGUGGCUGACUAAGUCAAGGUACCCAGAUGGUUUGACGGAUUGA
Molecule: messenger RNA, 1335 nt
Organism: Perkinsus marinus ATCC 50983
Lineage: Eukaryota; Perkinsozoa; Perkinsida; Perkinsidae
Product: protein kinase, putative
Exons: 15
Coding region: 1-1335 (444 amino acids)
Biological process (GO): peptidyl-threonine phosphorylation; peptidyl-serine phosphorylation
Cellular component (GO): cytoplasm
Molecular function (GO): ATP binding; protein tyrosine kinase activity; protein serine/threonine kinase activity
Source: RefSeq, a predicted model, not a curated record